AUGGCGACUUGGCAGCGCGGGGUCCUGACAUGUGUGGUGGUCAUGUCCCUGGUACUGCUCUCGCAGGUGCCGGACACGAAGGUGGCGAGAGCGUCGGGCAUGGAGAUGCUGCUGGGAGCUGGGUGGACCACCGGGUCCUACCCCAUCCCAAGGAACCCGAAUGCCGAGAAUCUCUCGUUCUCCAGAUGCAUGCACUUCGAUCUGACCCAGCCGAAAGAAGUGGAGCAGCUGCUGAAUUCAUCCUGCUCUUUCCAGCAGGUGUUGGAAAGCGGUGGGAGGCCAAGUGAACUACUUCUGGACAUACUCAGGCUGAAUCACGCGGACGGGAGGUUGAGCCAGAAGUCGCGAGUAAAAGGCUGGCUGCAAAAUUGGACGGACUCGCAGACAACAGAUGCGGGAGGAUGUUGGAAAGUUGGCCCGGAUUCUUGCAACUGUCUGCCCAGCUCCUUGCUGAUCGGCGUGAUGAAAGGCAGUACCGGAGAAAUCGCAGACUGGCUCAACCGGCACGACGCUAUCUGCGGAGCUCCAGGUGAGAUGCAUUUCUUUGAUGACAAGAAGCAUCUGAUAUACGAUGGCCGCCAGGUGCUUGGAAGACUGGCGGAGCUCUUUGAUGCGCUGCAUGGAGACUCGUUUGAGCACCAGCAGAGGUACAACAAAGCGGCCACAGAGGCUCUGGCCCGCUUGAGAAGCACCUGGCGGGUUGAGUAUUUGGACCCUAGGUGCCAGAUGAGCGGUUUCGACGUAUGGAGGGGCAUGCAAGUUUGGGAGAAGACGCCUUCAUACCUGGAUGUCGUGGAUCCUUCUGUUGUUUUUGACUUCUUCCCAACCAUCAAGCUGGCUGUCAUCCUGAGAGACCCGGCUGAUCGAUUGUAUUCGGGAUUUUGGCACGAUUGCCGGCAAACGACUCAGCCGCUCCUGCCCGGAAACUGCAGCUUUGACAGGUUGAAACAGAGUCUGGCGUACGUUGCUAGUAUAAGUGACAUGGCGACGAUGCCCAACAAGAGCCGGGACUGGACUAUUGAGAGACACGUCCUGAUGGGCUUCUAUCAUCGGUUCUUGAGUAAGUGGAUCGAUGCCUUUGCCAAGGUGCCGAAGAGCUCACUGCCAAUGCUAGUCAUGUUUUCCGAGAGUUUCAAAUCAGACCCCUUCCAUACCUUGGAUGUGUACCAAGACUUUCUGGGCCUCGAGCGCAAGUUUGACUUUAAGGCCCGUGCAAAGCAGCUGCCGAAUGGACUGUACGUGUUGGGAAAAGGGAAAGGGUCCAAAACCUUUCGAAAGAAGCCUCCGGGAUAUAUGCCCAUGCCACCGGAACUGCACGACGAGAUUGUCAAGUUGCCCUCAGGUUCUACACGCAGGCCAACCAAGUGCUCUAUCGGAUGCUCUUGGAAGACGAGGGCACCAAAAUGCACUUCCAGGUGGUUGAGCCCCUGCCUGGUUGGCUAG
Molecule: messenger RNA, 1443 nt
Organism: Symbiodinium natans
Lineage: Eukaryota; Dinophyceae; Suessiales; Symbiodiniaceae
Source: the annotation of a GenBank genome assembly